GUAUAGUGCAGUGGAGCGAUGUCAGCUAAGUGGAACCUCUGUCCUGCAGCUUUAAGUGACCCUCCCACCCCAGCUGCCUGAGUAGCUGAGACUGCAGAGACGGGGUUUCACCGUGUUAACCAGGAUGGUCUUGAUCUCUUGACGUCGUGAUCUGCUCGCCUCGGCCUCCCAAAGUACUGGGAUUGCAGUCAUGAGCCACCACACCCGGCCCACUUCCUCCACCUUUAAAGGCUGGAGCGGUGUUUAAACCAAUCUGGAGUUACCAUUCCAGCUAUGGCCACAAUCUGAUCUCUACAUCUUGGCUUUCUUCGCAUUGGCUGGAAGCUGGCUCACUUCACCCAAGGGCGUAGUUUGACGGCAUUCAUGCUUUCCGCAAGUUUGAGCAUCCCUCGCUCCUGGCGCUGGCAGUGCCACUCAGCCAUGGACUGGGGCAUCCACUUGGUCUGGCACUUGGAUAAACAGAAGCCGUAAACGACAACCUCGGUGAGGUCUGAAGACUCCAGAGCCUUCAGCAUGAGCAUCACCUUGCUCACCUGCUCGAUGUAAGGGAUUUGAGAUCAGUCUGGGCCAAACAUGGCUUCCAGCAGCCGCAUCUGGACCUGGAACACCUCUGGAUCUUUCAGGAAGUUUCACCCAUGGUGGGAUAUUUCUACGUCUGGGAUUGUUCCCAACUUGUAACCCUCACAACCAAAACUAUGCUCCCGUGUGAGCCGGGCCUAAGCGUUCAUCAGUAUUUUUGAUUCCCACCAAAUGUAUGAAGAUUACAAUUUCUUCACAGCCUUACUUGUGAAGCAGGUUCACUGCACACUGGUUACCAACGUGUCGGAGUUGAGUGAGAGAUAGUCCCAUGAACACACAGAUCGCUGAGUCAGACUGACAGAAGCAUAGACCCCGCCUUGAGCCCGCCCUGUCCCGGCCCUGCCCUCGGCCCCCGGCCCGGCCUGUACGAUGCGCGCGCAAUUUCCUGCAGACCCGGAAGUCGAGAUCGUGGAGUGAACGUUUCGCGCGCUUUUUCCUGUAGAACCGGCACCCGACUGCGUGCAAAGACCGUCUAGCCGCCACCCGAGAUCAACAGUAGGCAGCAGAGGACCAUCAUUCCAGAAGGAUUCACUUUCAAAGAGACGUAUUAUGCAAGGAAGCAACUCGGAAGAGGAAAGAAAGGAAGUCAGGAAUGGCCCUUACUCAGGGGCAACUGUCAUUCAGCGAUGUGGCCAUAGAAUUCUCUCAGGAGGAGUGGAAAUGCCUGGACCCUGGGCAGAAAGCUUUAUACAGGGACGUGAUGUUAGAGAACUACAGGAACCUGAUCUCCCUAGGAAUCUGUCUUCCUGACCUGAGUGUUACCUCCAUGUUGGAGCAAAAGAGAGAUCCCUGGACUCUGCAGAGUGAAGUGAAAAUAGUAAACAAUCCAGAUGGCAGGGAGUGCAUCAAAGGUGUGAACGCAGAAAAGAGUUCUAAAUUGGGAAGCAAUGCAGGAAACAAGUCACUUAAAAAUCAACGUGGAUUAACUCUUCAGUUACAUCUGACUGAAUGGCAGCCAUUUCAAGCUGUAAGGGAUAUUUAUGGAUGUAAGCAUGUUGAGAAAUCUAUCAGUGACAAUUCUUCAGUUUCACCAGUUCAAAUAAGUUUUUCCAGUGUCAAAACCCAUAUUUUUAAUAACUACAGAAAUGAUUUUCUUUUUUCUACAUUACUCCCACAAGAACAGAAAGUACACAUUAGGGAAAAGCCUUAUGGAUGUAAUGAGCGUGGGAAAGUCUUCAGAGUGUCUUCAAGCCUUACUAACCGUCAAGUAAUCCACAUUGCAGAUAAAACUUACAAAUGUAGUGACUGUGGCGAGAUCUUUAGUAGCAAUUCAAACUUUGCACGACAUCAACGAAUCCAUACUGGAGAGAAGCCUUACAAAUAUAAUGAAUGUGGCAAAGUCUUCAAUCAGAAUUCACACCUUGCACAACAUCAGAGAAUUCAUACUGGAGAGAAACCUUACAAUAACAAAGAAUGUGAGAAAGUCUUUAGUCACCAUGCCUACCUUGCACAGCAUAGGAAAAUGCAUACUGGAGAGAAGCCUUACAAAUGUAGUGAAUGUGGCAAAGCAUUUAGUGUGUGUUCCAGUCUUACUGCUCAUCUUGUAAUCCAUACUGGAGAGAAACCUUAUGAUUGUAAGGAAUGUGGCAAGGUCUUCAGGCAUAAGUCUUCCCUAACCACUCAUCAGACAGUUCAUACUGGAGAGAGACCAUACAAAUGUAAUGAAUGUGGCAAGGGGUUUAGUCGAAUUGCACUCCUUGCAAGGCAUCGGAAAGUUCAUACUGGAGAGAAACCUUACAAAUGUAAUGAGUGUGGCAAGGUCUUUAUUGGCAAUUCACGCCUUGCACGACAUAGGAAAAUUCAUACUGGGGGGAGGCGUUACAAAUGUAAUGAAUGUGGCAAAGCAUUUAGAACGUGUUCAGAUCUCACUGCCCAUCUUCUAAUCCAUACUGGAGAGAAACCUUACGAAUGUAUAGACUGUGGCAAGGUCUUCAGGCACAAGUCUUCCCUAACCUAUCACUGUAGAAUUCAUACUGGAGAGAAGCCUUACAAAUGUAACGAAUGUGGCAAGGUCUUCAGUCAGAAUUCAAACCUUCAACGACAUAGGAAAAUUCAUACUGGAGAGAAGCUUUACAAAUGUAAUGAAUGUGGCAAGGUCUUCCGUCAGAAUUCACACCUUGCACAACAUAGGGAUAUUCAUACUGGAGAGAAGCGUUACAGUUGUAAUGAAUGUGGCAAGGUCUUCCGUCGGAAUUCACAUCUUGUGCGACAUAGGAAUAUUCAUACUGGAGAAAAGCCUUACAGUUGUAAUGAAUGUGGCAAGGUCUUCAGUCGGAAUUCACACCUUGCGCGACAUAGGAAUAUUCAUACUGGAGAGAAGCCUUACAGUUGUAAUGAAUGUGGCAAGGUCUUCAGUCGGAAUUCACACCUUGCGCGACAUAGGAAAAUUCAUACUGGAGAGGAGCUUUACAAAUGUAAUGAAUGUAGCAAGGUCUUCAGUCGGAAUUCACGCCUUGCACAACAUAGGAAUAUUCAUACUGGAGUGAAGCCUUACAGUUGUAAUGAAGGUGGCAAGGUCUUUAGUAAAAAUUCCAUCCUAGUACAACAUUGCAGUAUUCAUACCAGAGAGAAGCCUUAAAAAUUUAGUGAAGCUGGCAGGGCGCGGUGGCUCACGUCUGUAAUCCCAGCACUUUGGGAGUCCGAGGCGGGUGGAUCACGAGGUCAGGAGAUUGAGACCAUCCUGGCUAACACGGUGAAACCCCAUCUCUACUAAAAAUACAAAAAAAAAAAAAAUUAGCUGGGUGUGGUGGCAGGCACCUGUAGUCCCAGCUACUCAGGAGGCUGAGGCAGGAGGAUGGCAUGAACCUGGGAGGCAGAGCCUCCAGUGAGCCGAGUGAGCCACUGCACUCCAGCCUAGGUGACAGAGUGAAACUCCAUCUC
Pan troglodytes (chimpanzee) is the source of this 3459-nucleotide messenger RNA. It is a transcript of the gene ZNF534, whose product is annotated as zinc finger protein 534. Gene Ontology annotation, molecular function: RNA polymerase II cis-regulatory region sequence-specific DNA binding; DNA-binding transcription factor activity, RNA polymerase II-specific. The transcript is spliced from 9 exons. Lineage: Eukaryota; Metazoa; Chordata; Mammalia; Primates; Hominidae. Gene Ontology annotation, biological process: regulation of transcription by RNA polymerase II. The record is from RefSeq and is a predicted model, not a curated record. Bases 1172 to 3157 code for a protein of 661 amino acids.